Messenger RNA from Didymosphaeria variabile, 1389 nucleotides. RefSeq lists its product as uncharacterized. The transcript has 2 exons. NCBI's taxonomy places the organism in Eukaryota, Fungi, Ascomycota, Dothideomycetes, Pleosporales, Didymosphaeriaceae. Gene Ontology annotation, biological process: cellular response to phosphate starvation. The record is from RefSeq and is a predicted model, not a curated record. Bases 1 to 1389 code for a protein of 462 amino acids. Gene Ontology annotation, molecular function: metal ion binding.
AUGAAGUUCGGCCAGCUCUUUAAGGAAACCCUGCGCAACGAGGGCUUCCCGCCUGAGUGGAUCGAGUCGGCCCUCUCGUAUAGCCAGCUCAAGAAAUGCAUCAACCGCCUGUCUACCGAGCUCUCAGAGCUGGGGCUGGAUCCCGACACCCUGGGAAAGCUGCUCAAGCACGUUGAAGACUACAAUGCGGCCGCCGACCAAUCCGACGACAGGGCCCGUCCGUUUGAGUACAUCUUGGACGACUCAGAAGACGAGGAUGGCACUGGCGAGAAGAAGCCAAGGAAGACGUUCCAGCCAAAACUCGUCUUUCACGUCGAUGAAGUGACGGGUGCGCUGCAUAGUGCGCAGCUGGACGAGAAGACGAAGAGGAAACUGCAGAUGCUUGCUGUCGAAACGGGCAUGACAGAGUUACGCGUAUUUGAAGAACCCGAUAAUCAAGAAACACCAUCCCACCCUACCGUUGCCUCGGCGAAUAGCCCAAAGAACCGCCCGGGCUACCGCAAAAUAGAAAUCCCCCUAACCUCCGACACGGAAUUCUUCACCAAACUCACUGCGGAACUGUCCGGCCUGGAAGCCCUCCAAAAGCGCGAAGAGCAACGCAUGCACGGCGAAAUUCAAAGCUUAGGUAGGCAGAUAGCGCACCUGACGGAUCCUGAUCGGAGGUCCAAUAAGAAGCUACUAAGCGUAUGGCGCCAAAUAUUCCAGCUGUAUCUUGAAGAAGGCAUCUUCUUCGGGACUACCGAGAGCGACCAUUCUGCGCACGAUGCGGCAAAAGCUCAGGAAAGGUUCAACGAUUUCUGCGAAAAGCUGAGGACAAGCGGACUGUCCGAGAGACUAAAGAAAAAGGAGAACAUCGAGGCCUUCAACACGUUUAUGAACAUCAACCAGGAGAUUCUACAAGGGCUGCGGUUCGGGGAGAUCAACGAAACCGCCAUGAAGAAGAUCCUGAAGAAAUUCGAUAAACGCACCGCCCUCGGUGUAAAGGCCACCGUCCCCAAACAAAUCACCUAUCCUUCCUUUAGUUCCCAUCUAGCCAAAGCCGUCUGCGCCGAAGUCUCCACCGAAAUCCUCUCGCACGUCCCGCAGAUAGAAGACUACGCCUGCCCCAUGUGCAUGGAGAUCAAGUGGCGCCCUGUCCGUCUCGGAUGCGGCCAUGUCUUCUGCAUCCGCUGCCUGAUUGUCAUGCAGAACAACAAGCAAGACAGAUGCCCGCUGUGCCGCGAGCAGACGGUGGCGAAUGCGAACAGCGAUAAUUUAGAUGAGGAACUGGCGCAGUAUCUGAAGAAGUGGUUUCCGGACGAGGUCAAGGAGAAGCAGAGGUAUAAUGAGCUGAUGGCGGGGGUCGAUCAGUAUGGUGAGGUCUAUAAGGAGAAAUGUUGUGUCAUGUGA